Messenger RNA from Rhizophagus irregularis DAOM 181602=DAOM 197198, 558 nucleotides. Lineage: Eukaryota; Fungi; Glomeromycota; Glomeromycetes; Glomerales; Glomeraceae. The record is from RefSeq and is a predicted model, not a curated record.
AUGUCUUCAAAAUUUUUGGCAGAAUUAUCAAAAUUAUCAAGUGAUUAUGAAAAACUUUUUGAAACAGAAUUAGGAUAUGAUGUUAUCAUUUAUGCUGGAGAGGAGUCAAACAUUAAAGAAAUUUAUGCUCACUCAAAUAUUUUAUGUAUCAGGUCUCAAUAUUUUCGUUCUGCAUUUUCUAAUGAAUGGGUUGAGAAAAAAGAUGGAAAAUUUAUUUUAAGGAAACCAAAUAUUUCUCCUCGUCUAUUUAAUAUCAUUCUCAGAUUUAUUUAUUGUGGAAAUAUUGAAUUGAAAAAUUUACAAGGUCCUGAAAUAUUGCAACUUUUGAUAGCAGUGGAUGAACUUAAUAUUCAACAAUUGAUUUCUUAUAUUCAAGAAUAUUUAAUUGAACAUCAAACCGAAUUUUUGCAUCAAAAUCCAACUGGUAUUCUUGAAAUUAUUUAUCAAUAUGAAACAUUUACGGAUUUAUGGAAUUUUUGUCUUGAAAAAAUUUGUGAAGAACCUAAAAUUUUAUUUAAUUCAGAUAAAUUUAUUGAUUUAAAGGCUCCAUUAUUUUAA